AUGGCUGAAAAUGUUUCCAGAAGAAGAAUUAGCGAAUUUAUCAUCAUAGGAUUUGACAAGUAUGAAAAACCAAUGAUUCAUGGAAUUGUCAUACUUACAGUAUACUUGCUUGUAAUGCUUGGGAACUUGGCUAACAUAUGCUUUAUAGUCAUGGACAAACGUCUACACCAGCCAAUGUAUCUCUUUAUUUGCAAUUUAGCAAUUGUAGACAUGCUCUACUGUACAUGUUCAUGUCCAACAAUGAUAGGGAACCUUUUAUAUGGAGUUAAAACCAUAUCUUAUGUGCCAUGCAUUUUUCAGAUGUUUGUUUUUGGUUUAGGCUUUGUGAUGGAGGUGUUUACUAUUUCUGUUAUGGCUUUUGACAGAUUAAUUGCCAUAAUCAAGCCACUGCGCUACCAUUCAAUUCUGACAAAUGUGCGUUGUGUUAUUUUGACCUUUUUGCUAUGGAUUCUGGGUUCUGCUACAAUAUCCAUUGUGCCUGCAACUGUUCUUUCACUUCCAUUAUGUUACACAACACUUGCAUUCCUGUUUUGUGACUAUGGCUCUCUUAUCAGAGCCAGUUGUGUGGAUCCUAACCCAUAUUUUGAUAUGAUGGCAAGUUUUACCUUCUUUCUGCUUUUUGGAACAUUUAGUUUCAUCUGUGGCUCUUAUGUAAUAAUAGUUAUUGUUGUUGUAAAAAUGAACUCAAAGGGUAGUAAGAGAAAAGUGUUUAACACAUGCUUUAGUCAUUUGAUAGUUGUGGUGUGCUGUUAUGGCCCUACUUUUAUUAUAAAUAUUUUAACUAGAGCAGGUAUCGUUCUCACAAUUGAGGAGCGAAAUGGGUUCAGAAUUGGCACAAUUCUUGGUCCAUCUUUAGUGAAUCCUUUCAUAUAUUCUUUUAGAACCAAAGAGAUCAGAAACAAAAUAUUGAGAAUCAUGUCUAAAGUAGGACCAACUAAUGAAUAA
Messenger RNA from Tachysurus fulvidraco (yellow catfish), 945 nucleotides. Its product is annotated as olfactory receptor 11H6-like. Gene Ontology annotation, molecular function: olfactory receptor activity; G protein-coupled receptor activity. Gene Ontology annotation, biological process: G protein-coupled receptor signaling pathway. Gene Ontology annotation, cellular component: membrane. The record is from RefSeq and is a predicted model, not a curated record. The coding region runs from base 1 to 945 and encodes 314 amino acids. Lineage: Eukaryota; Metazoa; Chordata; Actinopteri; Siluriformes; Bagridae. The transcript has a single exon.